CUGCCCCUCUUUUCGUCCCAAUCUCGCCCCUGUCCCCCCUCUCUCGUUUCUCGGUCUCAACUCAACUCGCUAAAUCGGAAAAUGGGAGAAUGAUGCAACUUGUGUAAUCAUGCUCGGGCUUAGCAGAACAUGUUGCUUCCGCUUUUUGUAAGCUUUUCAGGGUGAGCAGCUGGUUGGUACGCUCUUGAACCAGGCAUGGCCAUGAUGCUGCUGGCGCGCAGCCUCCGCUCGCCGCUUGCCGUGGGGGCGGCGGCGUUCUCCUCGGCGCCGGCGGCGUCGGCGGCCGCGGCCGCGGCCGCGGCGGAGCGGGCGAUACUGGACGGGCCGCGGAACGACUGGAGCCGACCCGAGAUCCAGGCCGUGUACGACUCCCCGCUUCUCGACCUCCUCUUCCACGGGGCUCAGGUCCACAGAAAUGUACACAAAUUCAGAGAAGUGCAGCAGUGCACACUUCUUUCAAUAAAGACUGGUGGGUGCAGUGAAGAUUGUUCUUACUGUCCUCAGUCAUCAAGAUACAAUACUGGAUUGAAGGCCCAAAAAUUGAUGAACAAAGAUGCUAUCUUAGAAGCAGCAAUAAAGGCAAAAGAGGCUGGGAGCACCCGCUUUUGCAUGGGAGCAGCAUGGAGAGAAACCAUCGGCAGGAAAACAAAUUUCAACCAGAUUCUUGAAUAUGUCAAGGAAAUAAGGGGUAUGGGCAUGGAGGUCUGUUGCACGUUGGGCAUGAUAGAGAAACAACAAGCUGAAGAACUCAAGAAGGCUGGACUUACAGCUUAUAAUCAUAAUCUAGAUACAUCAAGAGAGUAUUAUCCCAAUAUUAUUACCACGAGAUCAUAUGAUGAUAGACUACAGACUCUUCAGCAUGUCCGUGAAGCUGGAAUAAGCAUCUGUUCAGGUGGAAUCAUCGGUCUUGGAGAAGCAGAGGAGGACCGUGUAGGGUUGUUGCAUACUCUAGCCACCUUGCCUACACACCCAGAGAGUGUUCCUAUUAAUGCAUUGGUUGCUGUAAAAGGCACACCUCUUGAAGAUCAGAAGCCUGUAGAGAUCUGGGAAAUGAUCCGCAUGAUCGCCACUGCCCGGAUCGUGAUGCCAAAGGCAAUGGUAAGGCUCUCAGCAGGCCGCGUACGGUUCUCCAUGCCAGAGCAAGCACUCUGCUUCCUUGCUGGGGCCAACUCCAUUUUUGCUGGCGAGAAGCUCCUCACGACAGCGAACAACGACUUCGAUGCAGACCAGGCGAUGUUCAAGAUCCUCGGCCUAAUUCCCAAGGCCCCAAGCUUCGGUAACGAAGAGGAGGCGGCUCCUGCUGACACUGAGAGGUCCGAGCAAGCCGCUUCGAUGUAAAACAUCAUUACAGAUCUUAUGUAGCACAGUUAGUGCAUAAAAAAACUAGCACUGUUGAUGUAUUUAAAGCAUAUUGUAUUGUAGAAACCACUACACUAUCUAGUCUCUCGAGACUGAUCAGAAAUAAAAUAGGGGAUGAAAAAUAUGUGAUGUAUUUCAGUUA
Messenger RNA from Panicum virgatum (switchgrass), 1501 nucleotides. RefSeq names its product biotin synthase, mitochondrial-like. The transcript is spliced from 6 exons. Bases 196 to 1338 code for a protein of 380 amino acids. Gene Ontology annotation, molecular function: 2 iron, 2 sulfur cluster binding; biotin synthase activity. Gene Ontology annotation, cellular component: mitochondrion. The record is from RefSeq and is a predicted model, not a curated record. Lineage: Eukaryota; Viridiplantae; Streptophyta; Magnoliopsida; Poales; Poaceae. Gene Ontology annotation, biological process: biotin biosynthetic process.